CAAUCUGUGCAUUCAGUUUGCUGGCUCUUACGGGGCUCUCGCAUCUUGAAAGGGGGGCAAUUUACCUGAAAAUUUCCUUGUAUUUAUCUUGGUUGUUCCCAUUCGCGUCUAUUUUUGGCCCUUCCCGGGACCUCUUGGCGUCCUGGUGCAGUGGUGGCACUUUGCUUCCUUGUUCCGGACGUCGGCGUGGUCUCGGCUCCCAACUCAUCGCGGUUUCUUGGAAACCACAACGUUGCAAUGCCACCUCCAAACACCCCUGAGGAAGGGCUGACAGCACCAAUCUCACAGGCAGUAGAUGCCGCUAUCGCUCUAAGAUCCUCCUCACCUCAUCCUAGUAACGCCAUGCCCAACGCAUCACAAGGCGGACCGUCGAUUAUAGAGCUCGACUACCAAAGUCUCGAGUAUAUCGAGGCUGUGGACGACACCCUCAUCUGCCCGGUGUGCAAGACCCCUUUUUACUCGCCCAUCACAACCCCGUGCGGCCACACCUUUUGCACUGGGUGCAUCAACCGGGCUCUCGAGACACAACGAACCUGUCCCAUCGACCGGCAGCCGAUCAACAAGAACCGCGACUACCGCCGCCUACCCUUAAUCAUAAAAGACCAGCUUGAUCGCCUCAAGGUCAGGUGUCCAAAUAAGGGCUGCGACCAUGUGUGCUCACGCGAGAAUCUCAAGGGGCACUACGAGCGCCGCUGCGAAUUCACCCCAGUCGCGUGCCCCGAACCGCUGUGCAGCAGGCUUGUUGCUCGGCGUGACGCCAGCCCAACAAAGGGCUGCCUUCACAAGAGUGUCACUUGCGAGCACUGCCACAAGCUUGUCGCCAUUGCCGAGCUCAGCAUACACCACGACAAUGACUGCGACGCCAACGAAGUCGAGUGUCCGGACUGCAAGGCAAACGUGGUGCGCCACAGGCUAGAAAAGCAUAAAUCAGAAAGUUGUCCCGAGCAGCAAAUACAAUGCAGAUGGCAUUCCGGCGGGUGCAGGGUGGCAGACAAGCGUCGGAUCGUCCAGGUACACGAAGAGAGUGGGUGCAUCUUUGAGGCUGUGUCCCGGCUCUUAGACCAGAGGGCGGAAGAUCGCACGAUCAUCAACGACCUGACCAGUCGACUUGCCAAUCUUGAAGCGGCUCGCGGUAGGAGACGUGAGGACCGUGAGCGAAGAGAGCGGAGGACUGAAUCGACACUCCUUAGCACGGUUCUUCCCAACCCAGCAAGCCCUACUUCAACCGAAACCCCCAACGAACCCAUGUUUCCAUCCGCUCUAUCAGUCCCACACGCCGCCGACACCUUCGCGUGGGGCUCGCCCGAAGACUAUAUGCUGGCGCGGUUCGAGCGGCUGGAGACGCAGAUGGAGGAACUUCGCAAGGAAAUGCGGGACAUGGAUGCCCACCAGGCCCUCACCUUCCUGCACCACACGACGCGCAUUGGCGACCAAAUUGCCGAGCUCGCCAGCAAAGUCGGUGUUCUCAACAUGCACACUACCUGGCUCAUGAACAUGCAGCGCCAGAGCCAUGCACAGCAGAGGGCUGGGUCGACUGCCGGGCCUCCUAGCUCGGGACUGUCGCAUGCCAGUGAUAGCAGUGGCUCAAGGGCGGGGUCUUCUUCGUCGGAUAUCAGGGUGCGGCAUCCCGGUGGCAGUCGGAGAAAUAGUGAUGGACGAGGGGACACUCUCACCCGGCUUUGAGGGACGAGGAUAAGAAUGGCGUUGGUCUUGCUUGUACGACUGUGUAUGAAGACAUUGUGGUUCUGUUUCGGAGUUCCCUGGUAUCGGUAGAAAGGAAGGGCUAUGGGGGCAACAUGGUCAACGCAUCAGGAGUUAAACGGGGUGAUGUUGGCUUUCACAAGAAGCAUGUGCAGUGAGGGUAUGCUUUGUUUAUAUAUAUGCAGAGGGGAAGUGGCCCAAUGGAUUCAGCACGGCCGGUUCGUUGUAAGAUACGGAUAAGGUACUGCCUUUGGGGCAUGGCAC
Molecule: messenger RNA, 1965 nt
Organism: Parathielavia appendiculata
Lineage: Eukaryota; Fungi; Ascomycota; Sordariomycetes; Sordariales; Chaetomiaceae
Exons: 1
Coding region: 343-1683 (446 amino acids)
Molecular function (GO): zinc ion binding
Source: RefSeq, a predicted model, not a curated record